UGCCUGACAGGUUUAGGUCCAUCAGUGGGUUUGGCUCCACUGUGGCACAGAGCGGCUCCGAGCGCGCAGCUGGCGCGCAGUUCUUAAACAGCUAUGUGUGAUUGUCUGCAGACUGUUUCCCAGCGGGUGGAGGAUUUUUGGAGGAGUAUCUUUAAGAAAAAGCCUGGAGAUGAUGAAGGAGACAGAGUAGAUGAAGCUUCAACUAAGAGACCCUCUUCGACCCCUCCGCCGCCCCCAGAGAGGCAGUCAGACAGCUCGAUCUACACCGGGAUCUGGUCGUUUGAAGCCCGGCAUAAGGACGAGCUGUCCUUCCAGGAGGGGGAUCUGCUUGAAGUCAUCAGCCGCAACGGAGACUGGUGGAUGGCGCGGAGGGUCGGCGGUAACGGGCACGUCGGCAUAGUGCCCCAUAAUUACUUGGCAAAGGCGGAAUCUGUGGAGCUGCAGCCAUGGUUUUAUGGGAUAAUGAGUCGCUUUGAAGCCCAAAACCACUUGAUGGACCCGACAAAUAAUGAGGCGUCGUUCCUUGUGCGCCAAAGCGAGAGAGACAAGGUUGGAUACGUUCUUUCAGUGAAAUCCAACAGUCAGGUGAGGCAUUUUAAGAUUUUCCAUGUAAAUGAGUCUUUUUACGUGGAACAAAAUCAUCGGUUCAGUUCUCUGGUUGACCUGGUAGACCACUACUGUAACAACAGCCUCAAUAACAUCCCCUCCCUGGGAAGUCCGUGCAAGAGGGUAAAGCCAAACACUGAGGAUAUCAACCACUUGCUGGAUGGUUGGGUUCUGCCAAAAAAUGAGUUCACCAUGUUGGACAAGCUCGGCUCUGGCUGCUUCUCUCAGGUCUAUCGGGGCCGCUGGAAGAACCACAUCAAUGUUGCCAUUAAGAUCCUGAAAAAUGACUCUUUGGACAACAAAGAAUUUCAAACUGAAGUUGAAAUCCUGAAGAGACUGCAUCAUCGCCACCUCAUCUCUCUGUUCGCUGUUUGCACCGAGUCAGAGCCGUAUUUCAUCAUCACAGAGCUGAUGGCGAAAGGCAGUUUACUUGAAUUUCUCAGAGGACCUGAAGGAAAAAAUCAGGACAUUGCAUCGCUGGUCGAUAUGGCUACCCAGGUGGCUGAUGGGAUGUCUUACUUGGAAGAACAGAAUAGCAUCCACAGAGAUCUGGCAGCUCGAAAUGUUCUUGUUGGAGACGACUACAUCUGCAAGGUGGCUGACUUUGGGCUGGCACGUGUCAUCAAGGAGCCAUUUUACAUCUCGGAAGAUAAAAAAAUUCCCUACAAAUGGUGUGCACCUGAAGCCAUCAGCCAUGGGAUGUACUCCAACAAGUCAGACGUGUGGUCUUUUGGAAUUUUGCUCUUUGAGAUUAUCACCUAUGGAGGUAUUCCAUACCCAGGUUUUAACAACCAAGAAGUAUAUAAGAAAGUCUUGGAAGGAUACAGGAUGGAGGCACCACCCAAAUGCCCCAGUUUUCUCUACAACCUCAUGCUGAAAUGUUGGCAGGAGAAGCCAGAAGACAGGCCGGACUUUAAUGCUAUCAAGAUCACGCUGGAAAGAAGCUCCUAUGAGUUGGAAUGAACGUGCUUUGACUUCCUGAUGUUCACACUCAGCACCAGUGAUAGUGAGCAAGACCUUUCAUAGCUGUGGAUUUUUCAUAUCAUCAUAAGAAAAACAUCAUCUUUACAAAGCAAAAUGCUUUUGAAGACACAGCUGACCAUAACAAACAUUUACACUACUUGUGAAGGAUAAACCUUUAAAAACGUGCAAUAAGGAUGACCGGUAUCAUCCAAAUAUUCAACACAAAUGUGAUCAGCUUCCAUUUUUUUGUUUUUAUUAUUGUUGUUUGAUGUUUAUCUGUUCUGGAGCUCAAACCAGCUUCUGACUGGGAGUUUUUAGUGGCCUGAAAACUGCAGGUAGAAAACAAAAAUGAGGGAAUAAGG
Messenger RNA from Cyprinodon variegatus (sheepshead minnow), 1931 nucleotides. It is a transcript of the gene ptk6b, whose product is annotated as HCK proto-oncogene, Src family tyrosine kinase. Lineage: Eukaryota; Metazoa; Chordata; Actinopteri; Cyprinodontiformes; Cyprinodontidae. The transcript is spliced from 8 exons. Bases 94 to 1569 code for a protein of 491 amino acids. The record is from RefSeq and is a predicted model, not a curated record. Gene Ontology annotation, biological process: cell differentiation; cell surface receptor protein tyrosine kinase signaling pathway; protein phosphorylation. Gene Ontology annotation, molecular function: ATP binding; non-membrane spanning protein tyrosine kinase activity; signaling receptor binding. Gene Ontology annotation, cellular component: extrinsic component of cytoplasmic side of plasma membrane.